AUGGCUUCCGUAAAUCUGUCCCUAGAAAGAAGACCCUUAACGUACACCCCCGUCUAUAAGACACCACCACAACGAAGAAAGAAAGAUCGCGCCACCGAUGAGAACGCCUCACCGGAGAAAAGGCCGAUCGUUCAGCACGGUCUGGACUUGCCUCCGGAUCCGAUGUUGACCGACUGUCUGCCAACGCCCACCCUAAAUUAUCCGCAAAAUCAUGUGCCUCAGCAAAGCACUUAUAAUCAUCCGCCCACGAUGGCUGAUUUCAAACAGAUGGCCAUGGACGCCUACAAUCAACGUAAUAACCAAAACGUAUAUUAUAGCCUUCAGAGGACGAGCAAAGGGCUUUCGAUGCCGCAGAGGCCCGUUUCAUCGUCGGUGUCCGCGCAAGGCAAAUUCCAUCAACCGGAAGUGGUGACUCGCUCGAAUCGGAUACAAGAGAGCUGUAUAUAAGUUCGGAGGAAUUCCCCUUGCGGGAUCGACCUCGUGAGCUUCUAAGACGCCGCCGACGAUUAUAUUUACACGCGUAAAUGUAAACGAAUACGAGCGAAGAGAACAGCGUUAGAGAUUCACGUGGAUUCACGAGACGCGAACGCGAAGUCUAUCUUCCCAUAGUUGGUGCGCGAGUUACAAACUACUCCGCGAAAUACACUUAACGUUUACCAAACAAAACAGUAGAGAGAAACUGGUGUGCGGUCGCUUCGGAUCGUAUUGACCAGGAACGCGAUCUCCUCUCGAAAUUACGCUACAUCUCGAUGCCGUCCCGCGGACGGCAUAUCUACGUUUUCAUAAUUUUACCGGAAAAUCGAGAUAAACGACUUUAGCAAAAUAGAAGGAGUACCUAUACAUGUCCAGAAUUAUUUCUUUACUGCCAUAUACUGAGGUAUAAACGGUAUAUCGUAACGUACAAAGAGUCUAACCCCUAAGUAGUUAACAUCAAUAACAAGAAGGAAGAGAGAUGAGGCUGGGUCAAAGUGAGCUGAGAGAAAAUUUCAACGGUGGCUUUAUACUUUAUUCAUACUUCCGGUUUCCAAGUCGCGCACAAAACAGCGUCUUUUAUAUAUACUUCACAUAUUCUUUUGGAACUUUUACAAUCUACAAGCUACUUUCAGGUUGCUCUGACAGUUUUAUAAAAUAAUACGGUUAAGAAGAGUAUGUAUUAUCCAUGGAUCAAAGCUUAUUCUCCAGCCUUACUCUCAAAAUACUAACAAUAUUAAUGUGAUCGUAUUCGAAGCUCAUCAAUGCUCAUGUUUUCUUACGCAAAAUUUUUAUAACGACCCAAGAAAAGACAUAUUCUUUCGAAAGACUUCGCCGAAACUCGAGAAAAUUCUCUCUUUAAGGAGCGACGUCUUCGUUCCCGAUCACUGACGCGGUACACGGACGUGGGUUUUACUGUUUAUAUGAAACUAGUUUUUGUACAAAGAUCUAUUGUAAAUAGACACGAGCCUGGCCCUAGAAUUAUAGUCACUAAUGUCCGAAUUUCAAUUCGUUACACGUUAAGCUGAGAAAUGUCCGAUCGCGUAAGAUAAAAUUCGAUGGCAUACGAAUACGAAUAAAGAGAAUACGUUUCAUCUGUUUUACACAAA
This is a messenger RNA of Formica exsecta, 1580 nucleotides long. RefSeq lists its product as uncharacterized. NCBI's taxonomy places the organism in Eukaryota, Metazoa, Arthropoda, Insecta, Hymenoptera, Formicidae. The record is from RefSeq and is a predicted model, not a curated record. The transcript has 2 exons. The coding region runs from base 1 to 447 and encodes 148 amino acids.